Molecule: messenger RNA, 1152 nt
Organism: Aspergillus fischeri NRRL 181
Lineage: Eukaryota; Fungi; Ascomycota; Eurotiomycetes; Eurotiales; Aspergillaceae
Exons: 4
Coding region: 1-1152 (383 amino acids)
Source: RefSeq, a predicted model, not a curated record
AUGCAAUGCGCAAGCGUCCAAAGACUGUUCAAGACACUCGGCGUGAAUCCAGAAUUUAUGCUCAAUAUGCUUGGGCGGCCUGACUACUGGUCCCCUCGAACACGCUGGAAGUGCAACAUAAAAAAUGAACUUAUAUUCUGUGACCACUUCUGCCAACAUCCCCGAUGGAAUAUCCAACUUCAAGGCGCCCCACUUUCAGUAUACAUGAUACGACAAGUGAAAACAAAACUCACUGCAUAUAUUAUCUCCCACAAAGAGGGGGAUAGCAGUGUUCACGCAUUACAACAAAUCUUGAGGGCCGGAGUUGACAAGUUCGGGAUGAAGAGUAAUUCGCAAAGGUAUCUCACGAACCCUUUUGAUAUUGCUGUCUUAUUGUCUUCAUUGUCAUUCGAAGCAUCCAAAUUUCAUGUAGCGCGGUUUCGACGGUACAUGUGGCAGCAGGUCAACAAGGUCGACGACCACCUUGCAGGACUAGAAACUAGCGACCGAGGUCGCUUGACCGAACUCACAAAGUCGCUCCAGAUUAUAUCUCAGCAAGCGGACUCCCAUUUACUCAAUGCAGACGUCGCUAUCAUCACCGCGACGGGGAUCCGUGACACGCAAGCUAAAUUGCACGAUUAUCUCUCAACCCCGACAUUGUUUCGGCAGCCCGCUGAGGACGCAAUCACGUAUGUGAUUGACUCCAUGGAGAAACAGAAAAUGUUGUUCUUGAACUACAAGAGUAGGAAAGACAGCACCAUGAGCUUGGUUUACAACCUUGUCACCCAAAGUGACGCAGCCAACAACAUUCAAUUGGCCCAAAGCAUGAAACGCGACAGUACCAGCAUGAGUUCAAUUGCGGCCCUGACGAUGCUCUUCCUUCCCGGCACCUUCACUUCCAGCAUCCUCAGCGCUGGCAUCUUCUCCGCUAGAGCAAACUCCAAUGGAAUUUCUACCUCGAGCUUGUGGUGGCUUUGGAUCGCACUCACCUUCCCGCUAACACUUAUUGUGAUGGCUGCUUGGUGGACAUACAAGUGCAGGUCUGAGCGUGGGAGGUACGAGGCCUCCAGGCCCGAUGCACAACUAGUGGGCGAGGGACUUUGGUCAACGCCGUUUGCUUUUGGUAAGCUGUCUCGUUUCAGUAAGAAGAAAAAGGUUGUCUUACCUGUGUAA